This is a messenger RNA of Polyodon spathula (Mississippi paddlefish), 3634 nucleotides long. RefSeq names its product adenosine receptor A2b-like. Gene Ontology annotation, cellular component: membrane. The transcript is spliced from 2 exons. The coding region runs from base 1 to 720 and encodes 239 amino acids. The record is from RefSeq and is a predicted model, not a curated record. Lineage: Eukaryota; Metazoa; Chordata; Actinopteri; Acipenseriformes; Polyodontidae. Gene Ontology annotation, molecular function: G protein-coupled adenosine receptor activity. Gene Ontology annotation, biological process: G protein-coupled adenosine receptor signaling pathway; vasodilation; adenylate cyclase-activating G protein-coupled receptor signaling pathway.
AUGACCCUCUCCACGUUUGGAAAGUACAAGGAGCUGGUAACUGGGAAGCGGGCCAGGGAAAUCAUCGCUGUCUUGUGGAUUCUUUCCUUCGUGAUUGGCCUGAUCCCGUUCCUGGGCUGGAAUAAGAAAGACGAGGCAUGCCCCAACAUCACAAACCAGACCCACGGAAACGAGUCAUCUCACAGCUGCGAUGUCUCCUGCUUCUUCGAGAAGGUGGUAGACAUGAGCUACAUGGUCUACUUUAACUUCUUCGGCUGCGUCCUGCUGCCUCUGCUCAUAAUGCUGGGGAUCUACAUCAAGAUCUUCAUGGUGGCCCGAACGCAGCUGAGGCAGAUUGAGCACAAGUGCAUCAAUGGGGACAACUCGCGCAGACGGCUCCAAAAAGAAAUCAACGCUGCCAAGUCCUUAUCCAUCAUUGUGGGCCUGUUUGCCCUCUGCUGGCUCCCUCUCCACAUUUUAAAUUGCCUCAACCUGUUUUAUAAAGACUUUGCCAAUAAGAAGCCGGAAUUUGUGAUGUACGUAGCCAUCAUCUUGUCCCACGCCAACUCUGUGGUGAACCCCAUCAUAUACGCCUACAGGAUCCGUGAUUUCCGCAACACCUUUCACAAGAUCAUUUACAAGCACAUUCUCUGCCAAAAGGACGAAUUGUAUAAGAGCACCGACGGCAGUAUGUACAACAGAAACGAGAUUGCGAGAAACACGACUGUUCUGUUACUGUAGUAAACCGCGACAACUAAAAAAACUGUGUGCUGUCGCUAAAUGUUUACAGGAGAAAAGGCAGACAGGAGGUGUUGUUUAAUUUUGAAAUAAUGUGACGAGCACAGUGCCUUUUACUGAUGGGUUUUAGUAUUUUUUUUUUUUUUUCUGAAGUCUGCAAAACACAGCACUGGGCCGUGGAGGCGAGGAAGACUUUUUUUUUUUUUUUUUUUUUUUUAAAUCAUGACAACUGCAUGUAGUCUCCUUUACAUAAUCUACACCCAGAUUCAGAGAGUCAGUGGUAUGGAAGCUGGUCGCUUUCCCAGUCUAAAUCGUUCAAUGUUCAUUCUGCCAAACCAACACUCUGAAACUGUCCCUGUCUGGUUAAUUAAAGGCAUCUGUUUUUACUCUGUGCUUUAAACAUUUCAACACCCACUAUUUCCAAUGGGACCUAAUGGGUCAAUUCGAAUGGAAACAGUGGCUCCCUUCUUCUAUUUUUCAAUGCCUAAUGCCAGAUAUAUUCAGUGUGGCUGCUGAUCUGUGGCCAGUUAAAGCUGCAGUAUCCCAUAACCAUGUUCAGUUGUAUACCUAAAUAUGAUUCCUUUGUGUCAGUUUACUACAUUCCUCUGGGCACUACUCUUCCUCCCUCUUUGAAGCCCAAACUGAACAAUACAGACACAGUCCUGGCACCAUGUGCAACAGCCCUAAGAUAUCUUAUCAUCUACCAGCUCUUUUUUUGCUCAGGAAAGCAAAAUAAAAACCUAAACAAAAAGCAAAUAUCAUGUUUUUCCUCCCCAUCGUUUUACAUGAAGUGCCUACAAAACUAGUAAAAUAUGGUCCAUUAAAAAAAAAAAAAAAAAAAAAAAAAAAGAAAUUGAAAUAAUGUGUUAAAAACGACUGGAGAUUAAAUAUUUCAAAAUUGUAUUUAGAGUCCAGUUAAUGAUAUCCUGUAUCUUCUUGGAUCUGGGGUAAGAUUUUCUGGAAUCACUGCAGUAGUGCAAUUUAAAAUCCAAAUGCGUCAUUAUCUUAAGUCGUGGGCUUAGAAACCCUUUUGGAUAGACCCUUCACUUUGUUGUAUUACAGCAUGUCGUUCCAGUAAAAAAACAUAAAACAUAAACACAUAAAAACAUAAACUGUACAUCACUCCAGAGUGACUAAACAGUUGAGUGACUAAACAGUUGCUGUAAACUUAUGUGUGAAAGAACAAAUGUUUUAUAGACUAACAUUUGAUUUCAGGUUAUAUACUAAAGGCUUUCUCAUAUUGCAAUGGUGGAAUGAUCUCCUGUGUAGCCUAUAAGACAAUAAUCACGGCUGCCUUGUGGUCACAAAAUGUAGUUUUUUUUUUUUAAACCCAUUUAGUAUGUAGAAGACCUACAACAAGGAGCCUUUAAAAGAUCCUUCAUUAUCCAAUUCUCCUGCCAAGAUAUGCAGUCCUUCAGCUUUCAUUAGAUCUGACCAGAAUACUUAAUUACAACCCCAUUACUCAACAUCAUAAAGCCAGUAAUUCAGAGAGAUAUACAAGAUAGGGGUUUUUCUGUACCACUAAGAUUCAUAUACUUUGUUUGGAAUGUGAUUUACAUUUCAACAUUUUUCUCUUACUCUACACUAGUGUAGCAGUGCAGGCACGUCAAUCUAGUCUGGGUAAGACGCAUGCUUUUCAGUCGAUGGGAAAGUGCUCUAUUUUCCACACCCCUGUUUGAAACACACCCCCUCUGCCCCCCAAUACGUACAGUAGCUUUGUGUAGAAAACAGACUUGAUCUGUGAAUUGAAAUGUCGCUUCUGAUAUAACCAGAACAAAAAGGGAUUUACAAAUGAGCCUAUUAAUUUCUGUUUGGCAACUGUGUCGACAAUAUAACUACAGGUGUUGGGCUUACUUUGUUGUCUUUGAGAAAUGCUUUACAACUUUAUAAAACGGCAUCUGUUUAAGAUCAAAAAAUAUUUUACAACCAACUGUCAGGAAAGCAGAAAGCCAGAGCUAUGUCCUGUAGUAAUUGAACUAGUUGAAACCAGUAUGUAUAUAUAUAUAUAUACACACACACACCAAUACACAUAGUACCAAUUCACAGUGUCAUAAAUACAGCAUCCAACGCUUCAUUACUCUAGUCUUUCUGUUGCAGGGAAGGAAAUGUAUGUCGAUUGUGUGCCUAGUGUUGUCUACUGUUUCCCAAUGACAAUAGUUAUACUAUUUGAAUUGGUGUAAUUCACAUUUAUACCCAAGUGUGGUGACUGUUCGCAACACAGGGGCAGAGACCUUACCUUACCUAGUUUGGUCAGUUACUGGUUGGUAUUAAAAAAAAGAAAAGGUUUAUGGGGAAUAUGUUUAAGGCAUAACAUACCACUAAUGGAAUAACAACUAUUCCAAAACUGAAGAAAUAUAUUCCAUACUAGUUGUUGCAUUGUGUUCAGCAAGCUGUCUACAAGUUUGUGUUUCUAAUUGUAUGCAGCUUUUCUGAACACACAGGUGUUCUUCAUUCUUUUUGUACAGAAUAAGUUUUGCAGUUGCAGUACACUAUGUAAUGCGUGGGUGUAUUUGCUUGUCAAAUAGUAUGGAGGAUUGACGUUACAAUGAUGUUAAUGAAUAAGAUAAUUUAUUAAAAAUGUUGUCCGAUUCAUUACAGAAAAUACCUGCAUGUAAAUUUUUAUAAAAGAAGAAUUUUAUUUCCUGUCUUGCAGGAAAGCAUUUUAUAUGGCCUAAAUGAAGUACAGGAAAAAAGGAAACUGCAAAGAUUUUAUUUCUUUGUGUAGUUUGGCUUCUGAGCGUUAUCCUAAAGAUGCAUUUCCUUUAUAGACAUUUUAACUGAUAUCACUCCAGAGACAGAUCACAGAAGGCAAGAUCAGUGUGGAGGACUGUGACAGGGGAGUGUCACAGCCCAGGCUGGCUACCGGCAGGAAUUAGACCCAGAAAGCUGCAGUUUUAUGCGCUUACGAUCGUGUUUA